Torulaspora globosa is the source of this 1551-nucleotide messenger RNA. It is a transcript of the gene PDH1, whose product is annotated as putative 2-methylcitrate dehydratase. The transcript has a single exon. The record is from RefSeq and is a predicted model, not a curated record. NCBI's taxonomy places the organism in Eukaryota, Fungi, Ascomycota, Saccharomycetes, Saccharomycetales, Saccharomycetaceae. The coding region runs from base 1 to 1551 and encodes 516 amino acids. Gene Ontology annotation, cellular component: mitochondrion. Gene Ontology annotation, molecular function: 2-methylcitrate dehydratase activity; 2 iron, 2 sulfur cluster binding.
AUGAAUCAAGAGCCUGUGAAAAUGGCAUCCGGAAUGAUGAGAAAAACUCUCUUAACACGAUUACCGAGUUCGAGAAACUAUGCCACUUCAUCAAAUGAGAGACCGCAACCGGAUGCGUUACUAAGAAAUAUUACUUCAUACAUACACAGGACCUCGAUAAACUCUCCGACUGCUUUCCAUACAGCGAAGCUUUGCUUUCUAGACACAUUAGGAUGUGGAUUAGCUGCUUUGAAGUAUGACCAGGCCUGCAAGAUUAUCAAACCGAUUGUUCCCGGAAUGAUUAUUCCUAAUGGUACGAAGAUCUUAGGCACAAAUUUGCAAUUAGACCCUGUCAAAGGUGCGUUUGCAAUUGGAACAUUAAUCCGUUGGCUAGACUUUAACGACUGUUGGCUGGCAGCGGAGUGGGGACAUCCGUCCGAUAAUCUGGGCGGUAUUUUAGCUGUUGCUGACUAUUUGUCAAGAUUGGCAAGGGCAACGAAGGGACAGGAAGGUAACAUUUUUCUUGUGAAAGACGUAUUGGAAGGCAUGAUUAAAGCUCAUGAAAUUCAGGGCAUUAUCGCUCUCGAAAACUCCUUCAAUAAAGUAGGUUUGGAUCACGUUGUACUCGUUAAGGUUGCGACCACAGCUGUCGUAUCCAAGAUGCUUGAUCUGAGCGAAGAUCAAACUAUCGAUGCGAUCUCUCAAGCCUUUGUUGAUGGUCAAUCUCUCAGGACAUACAGACAUGCGCCUAACACGGGUUCAAGGAAAUCGUGGGCUGCAGGAGAUGCUGCAUCUAGAGCGGUUAAUAUCGCUUAUCUAGUGAAGAAUGCAGACGUCGGUGGCAUACCCUCAGUACUCACAGCUAAAACGUGGGGGUUCUAUGAUGUACUAUUCAAGGGACAGCCUUUCACCUUUAAUCAAAGAAAGCAGCUUGGUUCGUACGUUAUGGAAAACAUUCUCUUCAAAAUCUCAUUCCCGGCAGAAUUUCACGCCCAGACCGCCGUUGAGGCCGCCAUGGAAGCUCACAAGGUGCUGAAGGAAAUGGGGAAGUCUUAUGAGGACAUCAAAUUGGUUAGAAUAAGGACGCAAGAAGCUGCUAUGAGAAUCAUCGAUAAAAGUGGCCCGCUGUACAACUAUGCCGAUAGGGACCAUUGUAUUCAGUAUAUGAUAGCUAUACCUCUCAUAUUCGGCCGUCUAAAUGCCGAUGACUACACUGAUGAAGUAGCAAGAAAUGCAGCUAUUGAUGCGCUGAGAGAUAAAAUGUACUGCCAGAGAGAUGAACAGUUUACUAUUGAUUACCAUGACCCUCAAAAGAGGUCUAUCGGAAACGCACUGCUAAUCGAACUCAAUGAUGGAACUGUACUCGAUGAAUUCGUUGUGGAAUAUCCGGUUGGGCACAGGUUCCGUCGGGCAGAAGGUGUGCCGCUUUUGAUGGACAAGUUCCAGAAGCACGUAGAAGGGCAUUUUGAGGAAUCCCCGGAAAAGGCCCAAAAGAUCUUACGGAUCAGCAAAAAUCCAGAGUUUCUAGAGAUGCCAAUUGAUGAGUACAUGGAUUUAUUUCAUAUUACGUAG